Molecule: messenger RNA, 777 nt
Organism: Fonsecaea multimorphosa CBS 102226
Lineage: Eukaryota; Fungi; Ascomycota; Eurotiomycetes; Chaetothyriales; Herpotrichiellaceae
Exons: 2
Coding region: 1-777 (258 amino acids)
Source: RefSeq, a predicted model, not a curated record
AUGGCCUUGCAGGCUCGGCCCAAGGUGCUCAUGUUUGAUAUUGGAGGAGUUUGUGUCCAAUCUCCCUUCCAAGCCAUCCUCGACUAUGAGAUCGCCGAGGGCAUCCCGACGGGGUACAUCAACUACUCGAUCCGGGCGUUGACGCCCAACGGGGCAUGGCACAGGCUGGAGCGCGGCGAGAUCCCCAACGACGCCGAGUACUUCCGCAUGUUCAAGGCGGACCUGCAGCGGCCGGACCUGUGGGCCGCGUUCCACCGCGAGAAGCUGUCCGUCGCCGACGACUCCAAAGUCCCGCCCGUCCCGGAUAUCGACACCGAAAAGCUGUACUGGAGCAUGAUGAGCCACUCGCGCACCCCGGACCCCUGGAUGUACCCUGCCUUACUGAAACUGAAAGCCGACGGACGGUACAAGCUCGCUGCGCUGUCCAACACCACCGUCUACCCGGAGGGCCACCCGUUCAACGACCCUUCGCCCGCCGACGACGUCCGAAAAGUCUUUGAGAUCUUUGUGUCGAGCGCCCACGUCGGCAUGAGGAAACCCAACCGCGACAUCUACGAGCACGCCAUGGAGCUGAUGCGCGAGAAAUGGGAUCCGGACAUCAAACCGCAAGACAUUGUGUUUUUGGACGACAUCGGCGAGAAUCUCAAGACCGCCCGCAGUCUGGGCAUGAGGACCAUCAGGGUCGUCCUGGGCAAGUCCAAGGACGCGGUCCGAGAGCUGGAGAAUGUGACGGGCUUGACCUUGGUGGGCGAGCCAUGGACCAAGGCGAAAUUAUAG